This is a messenger RNA of Miniopterus natalensis, 1227 nucleotides long. NCBI's taxonomy places the organism in Eukaryota, Metazoa, Chordata, Mammalia, Chiroptera, Miniopteridae. The record is from RefSeq and is a predicted model, not a curated record.
CGCCUGCUGCAGCUCUCCAGGCCCGACCUGCCGGCGCUCGCCGCCGCCUUCUUUUUCCUGGUGCUCGCGGUGCUGGGUGAGACGUUCAUCCCUUACUACUCCGGUCGCGUGAUCGACAUCCUGGGUGGUGACUUUGACCCCGACGCCUUCGCCAGCGCCAUCCUUUUCAUGUGCCUUUUCUCCGUCGGGAGCUCACUGUCUGCAGGCUGCCGGGGAGGCUGCUUCGUCUUCACUAUGUCCAGAAUCAACUUGCGGAUCCGGGAGCAGCUCUUUGCCUCUCUUCUUCGCCAGGACCUUGGUUUCUUCCAGGAGACUAAGACAGGGGAGCUGAAUUCCCGGCUGAACUCGGAUACCAAGCUGAUGAGUUCCUGGCUUCCUUUAAAUGCCAAUUUGCUCCUGCGGAGCCUGGUGAAAGUGGUGGGACUGUACAGCUUCAUGCUCAGCCUGUCGCCCCGACUCACCCUGCUGUCCCUGCUCGAGGUGCCUCUCACGAUAGCGGCUGAAAAGGUGUACAAUGCCCGCCAUCAGGCCUUGCUUCUGGAGACCCAGGACGAGGUGGCGCAGGCCGGGCAGGUGGUGCGGGAGGCCGUCGGAGGGCUGCCGACCGUGCGCAGCUUUGGGGCUGAGGAGCACGAGGCCUGUCGCUAUGAGGAGGCCCUGGAACGGUGCCGGAAGCUGCGGUGGCGGGGAAACCUGGAAUGCGCCCUCUACCUGCUCUUCCGCAGGAUGCUGCACCUGGUGAUGCAGGUGCUGAUGCUCAGCUGCGGGCUGCAGCAGAUCCUGGCCGGGGCCCUCACCCGGGGCGGGCUGCUGUCCUUUCUGCUCUUCCAGGAAGACGUGGGUCACUACGUGCAGACCCUGGUGUACAUGUGCGGGGAUAUGCUGAGCAACGUGGGGGCGGCCGAGAAGGUUUUCAGCUACCUGGACAGACGGCCGAACCUGCCCCCGCCGGGGACUCUGGAGCCCGCCGCGCUGCGCGGGCUGGUGGAGUUCCAGGACGUGUCCUUUGCGUACCCCAGCCGCCCGGACCAGCCCGUGCUCAAGGGGCUGACGUUCACGCUGCGGCCCGGCGAGGUGACGGCGCUGCUGGGGCCCAACGGGUCCGGGAAGAGCACGGUGGCGGCCCUGCUGCAGAAUCUGUACCAGCCCACGGCGGGGAAGCUGCUGCUGGAUGGGGAGCCCCUUCCCCAGUAUGAGCACCGCUACCUGCACCGGCAGGGUGUCUGA